AUGUCUUCGUCAUCAAGCGAUAACAACGUGUUUGGCCAUGUAGCUCCUGGAUGGGAAAGUGUACGUACAAAAUUCGAACAAAAUUUAAUUGAUGGUGUCGAUACUGGGGCAAGCCUAUGUGUUUAUCAUCUUGGAGAAUGCGUAGUGAACUUGAUUGGUGGUUGGAAAGAUGCUAAAACAAAGAAGGAACCAUAUACACCAGAUACUCUUCAGCUUGUUUUUUCAACUUCGAAAGGUAUUGCAGCAGCUGCUGUGGCGUUAUGUGUGGAACAAGGUUUGCUCGAUUAUGAAGCACCUGUAGCCAAGUAUUGGCCUGAGUUUGGUGUCAAUGGAAAGGAGGUAUAUAAAUAG
Messenger RNA from Rotaria sp. Silwood2, 351 nucleotides. Lineage: Eukaryota; Metazoa; Rotifera; Eurotatoria; Philodinida; Philodinidae. The record is from the annotation of a GenBank genome assembly.